Agrilus planipennis (emerald ash borer) is the source of this 1701-nucleotide messenger RNA. RefSeq lists its product as uncharacterized. The transcript has a single exon. Bases 169 to 1602 code for a protein of 477 amino acids. NCBI's taxonomy places the organism in Eukaryota, Metazoa, Arthropoda, Insecta, Coleoptera, Buprestidae. The record is from RefSeq and is a predicted model, not a curated record. Gene Ontology annotation, molecular function: nucleic acid binding; zinc ion binding.
AUUUUAAUAUAACCUGUAACAGUAAUGAUAUUAACCUAAAUGAAUUGUAAUAUGAAACAAAGGUUAUUAAUAUAUCAACAGUGUGCUCUAAGACAUAAUAAAAAUGUGUUGUUUCAGCAAAAUCUUGUUUAGUUAUGACAUUUAAAAACAAUCAGCUGUAUUUUUAAAAUGACUCGAUUUACAAGAGCACAAGGAUCUAAGGCAUCAAAUAUACGUGAACCUGAAGAAAGUACGCCAUGGCAUAUCAUAAAACUACAAUUAGAGGAAAAGAAACACGACAAGUUUGAAGAUAACACAGAAGGAUAUUCGUAUAAAAAUUAUUUAGAAGAUAAUUCUGAAGAACCUCCAACAAAAUGGGUUGAUUUUUCUGAUGAAGAAAGUGGAGCACAGGAGAAGAAAGUUGAUAUCAAGAAUCACAGAAAUAAAAUAAAUAAUAAACACAAAAAGCUUAUAAACAUUGAUGCACAAAUUGAGAAAAGUGAAGCUCUGGAAUGGGAUUCCUCAAAAAAGUUAUUCCAAAAUAAAAAACAAAUGGCAAAAUUAACCAUUCAGCAAGGAAACACCACAAAAUUAGAAUAUGUUGAAAAUAAUAGUAAAGAAGACGUAAAAAGAAGUAAAAAACAUAAAUAUCAGGCAGGUAAAGAGGAAGGUCAGGAAACUGAACAGCCUGGAACAGAAAAUAUAUCAAGCAGGAAGAAAACAAAAAAGAACAAGGAAAUAAAAGCAGAAAACAAAGUAGUAGAAGAAGAAAUAGUUAGCAUAUCAAAAAUUGAAAGUAAAAAUAAUAGGUUAUAUAAAAAUAACGAGAAUGGGUUAAAAAAGAAACAGAAUAAACUGAGAAAAUCAGACAAAAAGGAAGAGAACAAAAAAAUGUUUCACGGUAAAAAACUCAAACAAAAUGAAAGAAAUGAUAAAUUUGAAAACAAAAGGACAUUUAAAAAUGGAAAAGAAAAAAAUCGCCGUAAACCGAGACUAGAAGAAUGUGUGAUAGGUGGAAAAAAUGUUAUGCUAAUGUAUAUUGAUGGAUUUCCAGUUAAAAAAGAAGAUGGUGAAAAACUUAUUCAGCUGCGAAAGGAUCUAAUUAGUAAAGGGGUUCCAAGGAGUGAAAUAGAGAAGGCUAUGAAAUUGGAGAGAAGAAGAGCUGAGAAAGCACUUGCAAGAGAAAAGAAAAAGCUCUGCUUCAACUGUAGAAGAUCAGGACAUGUUCUUUCAGAAUGUCCAAACAUUUCAAUGGACAUGACAGAGACAACAGCAACUGGCAUUUGCUUCAAAUGUGGCUCAACCGAACAUACACAUUUCGAAUGCAGAGUUGUAAAAAAUGAUUCUUACAAAUUCGCCCAAUGUUUCAUAUGUAAAGAGCAGGGCCACAUUUCGAGACAGUGUCCUGAUAAUCCCAAAGGAUUAUAUCCACAAGGAGGAGGAUGUAACAUAUGUGGAGAUGUAACACAUUUGAAGAAGGACUGUCCUGCCUAUGUGACACAACAACAGGAAAACAAAUUAGUGGUAAAUACUAUAAAUGAUGGCAAUAUUGAAAAUAUAGGCCACAACUUUAAUUUAAAAAAUACCAAAAAUAUAAAAAAGCAAAAAAUUGUAAAAUUUUAAUACAAUUUUUGUCAAAUGCUUACGUUUCCAUUAGAUGUUUUUCUUCUUAAGGUAUUUUUACCUGAAAGGAUAUUUGUAAACAGAAUAUACAUCUCUGCU